AAAAUAUAUUUUAAAUCACCGUCCGCGUUCCAAGAUAACGUUAAGUUUUAGAUUAUAGAGUACUGAACUAAACGAGGGCAAUUUUUUCGGAUCAGGAAGGUACUGUCAAGGUGAAGGUGUUGAAAAUCAACUUUCACAACUUCGAAAAAUAACCCAAUAAGAUAAGAUAGACAUCGGUGAUUAGUGGGAGUUCUAACAAAAUAACAAUUCCACCUAAAUCACAAUGGGUGGCAUUAAAAUGAUAUCUCCUGGCACCAACCUUUAUGAUCCAGAUUUACUGAAAAAUUUGGAUUGGGACUCCGUCAAAGGAUGUCUUUCACCACCCAUCACCAACGAAAACACCGGAGAGAAUUGGCUCCUUGUACGUCCCCUUCAACUUGAAGAUUUCGACAAUGGUUACCUACAGCUCCUUUCUCAGUUAACGACUGUUGGUAAUGUGGAUCAAGAGAAAUUCAGAAAUCAGUUUCAUGCUAUGCAGAAAGCUGGGGGUUAUUAUGUGACCGUUGUUGAAGAUCUACGAAACAGCCAAAUCAUUGGUGCUGCGACAUUGGUAACGGAGUUCAAAUUCAUCCAUGAAUGUGCUCUGAGAGCGAGAUUAGAAGAUGUAGUUGUGAACAGUACCUACAGGGGCAAACAACUGGGAAAAUUAAUUGUGUUGACGGUGACACUGCUAUCGAAAAAACUUGGAUGUUAUAAAAUGUCCUUGGACUGCAAGGAUAAGCUCAUACCGUUCUACAAAUCUAUUGGGUACAAACUAGAACCAGGCAACGCCAAUUCCAUGAUAAUCCGUUACGAUCAGCCGUCAGAUGGACAAAAGAUCUUUUGACAAUUAGCCGCUAAUGCAUCGAACAACAAGUCUAAACUUUGAAUUCUCGCCAGAAUUCGAAAUUUCCGAUCUAAAUAUUUCGAACGUCUUCUCUUCAUCAACAUGAUUUCAGAGUUUGAUUUUUUGUUUAUGCAUUAGCACAUAAUUUUUUCUUUACAUUGUAUGAAUAUAAAGUAUUAUAUAUCUGUGGUAUUGUCAAUAAAUUUUGGUAUUUGAGUAGA
Messenger RNA from Coccinella septempunctata (seven-spotted ladybird), 1047 nucleotides. It is a transcript of the gene Gnpnat, whose product is annotated as probable glucosamine 6-phosphate N-acetyltransferase. Gene Ontology annotation, cellular component: endoplasmic reticulum-Golgi intermediate compartment; endoplasmic reticulum; Golgi apparatus. The transcript is spliced from 4 exons. Bases 224 to 826 code for a protein of 200 amino acids. The record is from RefSeq and is a predicted model, not a curated record. Gene Ontology annotation, molecular function: monosaccharide binding; glucosamine 6-phosphate N-acetyltransferase activity. Gene Ontology annotation, biological process: UDP-N-acetylglucosamine biosynthetic process. NCBI's taxonomy places the organism in Eukaryota, Metazoa, Arthropoda, Insecta, Coleoptera, Coccinellidae.